UUAUAUCCCGUGACCCAUCUCUCCAUUAACAGCAGCACCUACUUGUGUGCAAUAUAAAUAGAUGCCAUAUGAUAUGAACCCCAAACCCAUUUCUCCUUAACAUUCUUAGUCUCUUUCACUCUGCAUUCAACAAUGUCAAGUUUUAAUAAGCACAUUGUUAGUAUAAUCUUCCUCAUCAUUCUUCUUCUUCAUAAUUCAACUCAAUCACAUUCUCAUUCACAUAAUCAUACCAAGAGAAUCCGAACACGAAGAUCCGCAUCGCCUCCGGUAACAUCCGCAACGUUUAACACGAGCCAUACGGAAUUCUCAGCACAACAGUUUAUGAAAUGGGUGAAUUUUGUUGGGAGGCUAAGGCAUUCAUUAUUUGAAGCAGCUAUUAACAAACUUUUUCCUUCUUAUACUCUUACUGUUAGUAAAAAUCCUAAUACCGGUGAUUUUACUACAAUUCAGUCUGCUAUUGAUUCUCUUCCUUUCAUUAAUCUUGUUCGAGUUGUCAUCAAGAUCAAACCAGGAACUUAUACGGAGAAAGUAAACAUACCGCCAUUUAAGUCAUUUAUCACAAUAGAAGGAGCAGGAGCAGAUAAAACUAUAGUUCAAUGGGGUGAUACAGCUAAAACAAUUGGUUCUAAAGGACAACCGCUUGGAACUUAUAGUUCUGCAACUUUUGCUGUGAAUUCACCUUAUUUCAUUGCCAAGAAUAUCACUUUCAAGAAUACAACACCAUUACCAACAAGAGGAGCGAUGGGAGUGCAGGCAGUGGCAUUUAGAAUAUCAGCAGAUACGGCAGCUUUUCUAGGUUGUAGAUUUUUGGGUGCUCAAGAUACAUUAUAUGAUCAUUUUGGAAGGCAUUAUUACAAAGAUUGUUACAUUGAAGGUUCUGUGGAUUUCAUUUUUGGCAAUGCUCUUUCUUUAUUUGAGGGUUGUCAUGUGCAUGCAAUAGCACAAAACUAUGGAGCACUGACAGCACAAGGAAGGAAAAGCUUACUUCAAGAUACAGGGUUUUCAUUUGUCAACUGUAAGGUCACGGGUUCAGGAGCACUUUACCUAGGCAGAGCUUGGGGCAGCUUCUCCACUGUUAUUUUCGCCUACACAUAUAUGGACAACAUUAUCAUUCCCAAAGGCUGGUACAAUUGGGGAGAUCCUAACAGAGAAAUGACUGUGUUCUAUGGGCAAUACAAAUGCACUGGACCAGGAGCUAGCUAUGCUGGGAGGGUUUCAUGGUCAAGGGAGUUGACUGCUGAAGAAGCCAAGCCUUUUCUUUCAUUGAGCUUUAUUGAUGGUUCUGAAUGGGUUAAAUUGUAAUAUAAAAGACAUUACAUUGAAAACAAAUAAUGAAAAAAAAAAUUACAAGAGCAAGAACAUGAUUUUAUCUGUUUAUAUGAUAGCUUAGGUGAAUAAUGUUACGAGGGAUGGAUUUUUAACGCUGAGGUGCUUGUUUACCGAAAAGGCCACCAAAAUCCAUAUUUCCUAGUCUGUAUCCCCGUUGGCAUU
Messenger RNA from Papaver somniferum (opium poppy), 1491 nucleotides. RefSeq names its product probable pectinesterase 53. NCBI's taxonomy places the organism in Eukaryota, Viridiplantae, Streptophyta, Magnoliopsida, Ranunculales, Papaveraceae. Gene Ontology annotation, biological process: cell wall modification. The transcript has 5 exons. Gene Ontology annotation, molecular function: pectinesterase activity. The record is from RefSeq and is a predicted model, not a curated record. The coding region runs from base 133 to 1302 and encodes 389 amino acids.